AAGCUUGUCCUCGUCAAGCAAUGGCGAAGCACCACGACCCGCCUGGGCUGCUCAUACGGCAGUAGUGCGAGUAGUGUACCUGAUACGAUAACCCAAUUGCCGUCCUCAACCAGGCACAAAAAGCAGCAGACAGGGUUCACCUGCCCAAAAUGAAACAGAAGAGAAGACCUUCAUCAGGGCAGGUACCUUGCAAGAGCAGAAGGAUAUUGUUCCAUGCACAUUGUCGUAACCUUCUCUGAGACCAGGUCUUCCGAGUCAGUCGAUCCCUUCGAUCUCUCGACUACAAAUACCUCACUUCUAGCUCUUUGAUUGACACCCUGAACAAAUCUCGACUACCUAAUACAACCACUACCUGCUUCAUACUGUGAUACAAGAUGGCUUCACUCGCUCGUGUACCUAUUCGACGCAAUCCCACCUACAAGCACAAUGGUCUCAAGUCCUACGUCUACUUGCUUAACAAAUACGGCAUCACCCCGACUAUCAAAGGUCCUUACACCGCCGCCCGAGGCAAGAAGCUUCUUCUCAAGCAGAACGCAGACGGUACCCAAGGCGAAGUCCCUGCUACUGACCAGCAAAACGACUCGCUCUACACCUGUCCAGUGAAAAUCGGCACACCAGCUCAGACUUUGAACCUAGAUUUCGACUCCGGAUCUUCCGAUCUUUGGUGCUGGUCUACCGAACUUCCCAAGACCACCACCCAGUCUGCUGGAAAGGAGCACACAAUCUACGACCCCACGAAGUCAAGCACGUUCAAGAAUAGCUCCGGCUCUUCCUGGCAGAUCCAAUACGGAGAUUCAUCAUCUGCAUCUGGCACCGUCGGCACCGACAAUAUCGAGAUUGGUAACAUCACAGUCGAAAACCAAGCCAUUGAGCUUGCUAACAAGUUGUCGUCGCAAUUCACACAAGAUGCUUCCUCUGAUGGUCUGUUGGGCCUUGCUUUUGGCUCCAUCAACACGGUCCAGCCUACUCCUGUCAAGACACCAGUUGAGAACAUGAUUGCUCAGGACGAUAUUCCUCAGAACGCUGAACUCUUUACUUGCUAUCUGGGCUCUAUCAAAGACGCAAAUGAAGAGUCAUUCUACACGUUUGGCCAGAUUGAUCAAUCUGUUGUGCCGUCUGGUUCUCAGAUUGCUUACACUCCCGUCGACAACUCUCAAGGCUUCUGGAUGUUCGACUCGACCUCCGCUGAAGUCAAUGGCAAAUCCAUCCAGCUCUCGGGCAACAAGGCUAUCGCUGAUACUGGCACCACACUCCUCUUGACAUCCGACCAGGUCUGCGAGGCUGUCUAUGGCGCUAUUCCUGGUGCCAAACAGGACACCCAGCAGCAAGGUUGGGUAUACCCUGCAAACACAGCCGAGAGCGACCUUCCUACCGUCACGUUUAUGGUUGGAAAUACCCCGAUCACCAUUGAGAAACAACACCUUGGUUUCGCUGGUGGCUCCGAGGGCAAUAUGGUUUAUGGUGGUAUCCAGUCUCGAGGUGAUCUGACCUUCGAUAUCUUUGGUGACACAUUCUUGCAGAAUGUCUACGCUGUCUUCGAUGUCGGCAAUACCCAGUUCGGAGUGGUUCAACGUACGCCGCCAACCUCCAGCUAGAAAUCCAAAUCCACCUUGUGAAUGCUCAAGGAGGAUUUGAUGUGUGGCCAGACCUUGCUGUUGCGUCUGCAUAUUGUUACUUUGGUAUGCGCUUGUUCUC
This is a messenger RNA of Exophiala xenobiotica, 1695 nucleotides long. RefSeq lists its product as uncharacterized. Gene Ontology annotation, biological process: proteolysis. Lineage: Eukaryota; Fungi; Ascomycota; Eurotiomycetes; Chaetothyriales; Herpotrichiellaceae. Gene Ontology annotation, molecular function: aspartic-type endopeptidase activity. The transcript has 6 exons. The record is from RefSeq and is a predicted model, not a curated record. Bases 375 to 1595 code for a protein of 406 amino acids.